Eriocheir sinensis (Chinese mitten crab) is the source of this 3203-nucleotide messenger RNA. It is a transcript of the gene U2af50, whose product is annotated as splicing factor U2AF 50 kDa subunit-like. The record is from RefSeq and is a predicted model, not a curated record. Gene Ontology annotation, cellular component: U2AF complex; nuclear speck; nucleus. Gene Ontology annotation, molecular function: pre-mRNA 3'-splice site binding; poly-pyrimidine tract binding. Lineage: Eukaryota; Metazoa; Arthropoda; Malacostraca; Decapoda; Varunidae. Gene Ontology annotation, biological process: mRNA processing. The transcript has 10 exons. The coding region runs from base 150 to 1655 and encodes 501 amino acids.
GUCCCAGCAUGCACCGCGGCCGCCAAGGAAGGAGACUCGCCGCCAUGUCAGGCCCCGCCGCCCGCCCCUGCUGCUGCUGAGUGCCGCCGCCGAGUGUCGAGUAUAACCGUUCAGGAGGGAGUGUGUGAGUGAGCCAGCCCGCCGCCGCCAUGGGAGAGGACAGGGACAAGGAGAAGCCGGACAAAGAUAGGGAAGAAAAGAAAGAAAAGGAUCGGGAUAAAGACAAAGAUCGUGAUAAAGACAAGGACCGCGAUAAAGACAAAGAUAGAGACCGAAAGAAACGCAGCCGCUCUCGGUCUCGGGAGCGGCGGAAGCACAAAACAAGGUCUCGGUCACGAGGGCGUUCAAGGUCACGCUCCAGGUCAAGGGAAAGGAGGAAGUCUAGGCGUAAGAAGCCUUCCCUCUACUGGGAUAAACCUCCUCCAGGCUUUGAGCACAUUACUCCUAUUCAGUAUAAGGCAAUGCAAGCUGCUGGGCAGAUCCCCUCCAAUGUCACUGUACCCUUGAUAGCUCCUCCAAGUGCUGGUCAGGUGCUUUCAACGUCUACAGUAGUUCCUUCCAUGCCUGAGGCUGUAGCCGCUGUGCCACAGCCAGUUCCUGUUGUUGGCUCCACCAUCACCCGACAGGCCCGCCGCCUCUAUGUGGGUAAUAUUCCAUUUGGUGUGACAGAGGAAGAGAUGAUGGAGUUCUUCAAUCAGCAGAUGCAUCUUGCAGGUCUUGCACAGGCUGCUGGCAAUCCUGUGCUUGCUUGUCAGGUGAAUUUGGACAAGAACUUUGCAUUUUUGGAAUUCAGGUCAAUUGAUGAAACAACACAGGCUAUUGCCUUUGAUGGCAUAAACUUCAAAGGUCAGAGUUUGAAAAUAAGACGUCCCCAUGACUACCAGCCAAUGCCAGGAAUGUCGGAACAUCCCACUCUCACAGCCAUGCCGGUUAUAGCUGGUGUAGUUUCAACUGUGGUGCCUGAUUCGCCUCAUAAAAUCUUUAUUGGAGGUCUACCAAACUAUCUCAAUGAAGAUCAGGUCAAGGAGUUGCUUAUGUCCUUCGGUCAGCUCCGCGCCUUCAACUUGGUGAAAGACUCUGCAACUGGCUUGUCUAAAGGAUAUGCUUUCUGCGAAUAUGUGGACGUCAGCUUGACCGACCAGGGAGGCGCGUGUAGGCGCUGCACUGAAGGUGGAGGCUGGUGUGGUGCAGGUUCGCAGGCUAUACAUGGUUUGAAUGGCAUGCAGCUUGGGGAUAAGAAGCUUGUGGUGCAGCGAGCAAGUGUUGGAGCAAAGAAUGCUAAUGCCAUGGCUCAGGCACCUGUGCAGAUUCAGGUUCCUGGACUUCAGUUACAGAGUGGCUCAGGACCUGCCACAGAAGUUUUAUGUCUUAUGAAUAUGGUAAUGCCAGAUGAGCUGAAGGAUGAUGAGGAGUAUGAGGACAUUCAGGAAGACAUUCGUGAGGAGUGCAGUAGAUACGGCAUUGUGCGCUCAGUUGAAAUCCCUCGACCUGUUGAAGGAGUGGAGGUUCCUGGGGUAGGAAAGGUGUUUGUAGAGUUCAAUUCUGUAUUGGAUUGUCAGAAAGCCCAGCAAAACCUUACUGGACGUAAGUUUGCUAAUCGAGUUGUUGUUACGUCAUACUUUGAUCCAGACCGUUACCAUCGACGUGACUUCUAAGCAAUGCUUCCCUUAAGUGUUCACUAUAUCAACUGCAGCAGUGAAACUAGUAAUAAACAGGAACUAAUCAUUAUGUGAAAAUUGGUGUAUAGUCAUAUUUCCUUAUGUAGUUUUUUUAUUUUUUUUAUUUUUUCAAAGGAUUAGUUGGUGUGCAUAAUUUAUUAGUAAGUAAUGACAGUUAAUUUUUCUACUGUGGAGUAAAACUUAAUACUUUUCUGGAUCCACAAAUUUUGAAUAGAUUGUAAUUGUAAAAAAAAUAAGCGGUGUUUUCCCAAUAGCUUAAGCAACUUCAUUAUUUCAAAACACUUGGUUUGCUGUAAAAACCUCUGGUAAAAAUCAUUGAAUGUUUGUUCACUCAUUGAAGUACAUCCAUACUAUGUAGUUUCUGAUUAAUUGCAUACUAUCUUUAUAGUAUAAAUAUAUCUUACUAAAUUUUGUCUCAAUCACAUCAGGUAUCCUUCACUUCCUUAAAAAAAUGUAGUAGUUUUUACACACACACACACACACACACACACACACACACACACACUUUUUUUCUUAGGAAUGAUAGUAUUUCCUUCAGUAUCCCAAUAUAGUUCAAAAUAUUGCUGUGAACGUAAAAUUUUUCAGGUAAACACUUUGCUGUUACCUGCAUGCACCCUCACCUAGCACUGUUACAGCAAUGUGGCAUAUGUUCCUCAAUUUCAUAUAUGGCAAAAUGAAUACACUCAGCAGUUCAAAAGCUUUGUAGAAGAUAACUACUAUAGCAGCAUGUCAUCACAAUGCUUUAGGUGUCACUGGAAGUGUUGUCAGACAUACAUCUUGGGAAAUUUUAGGUGGCUGAAGAAGGAAAAGGUUUUCAGGUGAUAUUUGAGAAUUGGACUUUUCAGGACUUUUAUACUGCAGUAUUGUUUCAAGACCUGAAAGGUUAAUGCCUAUUUUCCUGUUGUAGUGAACUGCAUAUAUUACAACAGCUGUCUCUUGCCUGAAGAAGAAUGAGGUGCAUUGAGGCUAGGAAUAUUAGCAGACUCAUUUGAUGGAGUCUUGUUCAACAUAUUUGUGAAAGUUAACACAACAGGUAGGGAGUAUCAUGCUAUCAUGUCCCUUUGUCUUUGUCCUUGUACUUACUGCAGGAUGUUGCUUACUGACAACUGUGUACUUAUGGCAUUUCAGCCAUAGAUAGAAUAUGAACACCUAAGUUUUCUGGCUGAGAAUUCAAAUAUGAUGGAUCAGAAACCUAAGAAAUGAAAGACGUGAAAAAAAUUGCGAUAAUUAUUGAUAUCAUGAAAAGGCCUGCCUCAUGCAUGCAGUGAUGACAUCCUUGUUGAUACUCCCUAGGGUGAUUUUUCAUUAAUGGUUUUCUCUUUGUGAUGUAUUUUGUUGCACUUCUUUUGUGUGUGUUGAGGGUAAGGGGUAAGGAAAAGUAUGGACUGAAUAAGCAGUGAAGACAGACUUUAGGAAACCUUCAUUGUACUGGAUGGAUUGGGUGUAUAUUGUCAAAUGAUAGAAACUGACUGUCUGUUACAUGUAAAUGUAACGGAAUAAAGCUAAAUAUACAUGCAGACAAGA